Messenger RNA from Mustela lutreola (European mink), 7242 nucleotides. RefSeq names its product gamma-aminobutyric acid type A receptor subunit beta1 (gene GABRB1). The record is from RefSeq and is a predicted model, not a curated record. The transcript has 9 exons. Gene Ontology annotation, molecular function: extracellular ligand-gated monoatomic ion channel activity; GABA-A receptor activity; neurotransmitter receptor activity. Bases 460 to 1887 code for a protein of 475 amino acids. Gene Ontology annotation, biological process: chemical synaptic transmission; regulation of membrane potential; signal transduction. NCBI's taxonomy places the organism in Eukaryota, Metazoa, Chordata, Mammalia, Carnivora, Mustelidae. Gene Ontology annotation, cellular component: GABA-A receptor complex; synapse; neuron projection.
AGGCACACCCCGGAGCUUGGAGAACCGCCCCGCCGCCACACUCUCGGUUCUAGGACCACCGUGGCUGCCAACGAAGGAUGCCAAUCACCGGCAGCCUUAGCCAGAUCCCCGGGAGUUGAGUAAAAAAAUCAGGUUGAGGACAGAAAGGAAAUGAACAUAGCAACCUCUAAAGCUCGAAGAAAUCCCAGUAUGCAAAUGAAUACAGGAUCCGGAGCAAGGAAAGAGCAGGAUAUCUCCGGCUACUCAGAGGACGUGGAACACCACAAACAGGAACUUUAAAGGGAUUGAAAUCUGUUGCCUGUUCCACUAGGAAUAUUGUUUGCAAGGCACAAGGUGUCUUUUGGUAGUGAGCACCCUCUGCGCAUGCGCAGGUCCUUUCGGGAAUUACUGCCCUGCCGCCGACUAAGUUGCAUUCCUUGAAUCUUCGCAGGAAAGACAAUUCUUUAAUCAGAGUUAGUAAUGUGGACAGUACAAAAUCGAGAGAGUUUGGGGCUUCUCUCUUUCCCUGUGAUGAUUGCCAUGGUCUGUUGUGCACACAGCGCCAAUGAGCCCAGCAACAUGUCAUACGUGAAAGAGACAGUGGACAGAUUGCUCAAAGGAUAUGACAUUCGCUUGCGGCCGGACUUUGGAGGGCCCCCUGUGGACGUAGGGAUGCGGAUCGAUGUCGCCAGCAUAGACAUGGUCUCCGAAGUGAACAUGGAUUAUACACUCACCAUGUAUUUCCAGCAGUCUUGGAAAGACAAAAGACUUUCUUAUUCUGGAAUCCCGCUAAACCUCACGUUAGACAACAGGGUAGCUGACCAACUCUGGGUGCCAGACACCUAUUUUCUGAAUGACAAGAAAUCAUUUGUGCAUGGGGUUACCGUGAAAAAUCGAAUGAUCCGACUGCAUCCUGAUGGAACAGUUCUCUACGGACUCCGGAUCACAACCACAGCUGCAUGUAUGAUGGACCUACGAAGAUAUCCUCUGGAUGAACAGAACUGCACUCUGGAGAUUGAAAGUUAUGGCUAUACCACUGAUGACAUUGAGUUUUACUGGAAUGGAGGAGAGGGAGCAGUAACAGGAGUUAAUAAAAUUGAGCUUCCUCAGUUUUCAAUUGUCGACUACAAGAUGGUAUCCAAGAAAGUGGAGUUCACAACUGGGGCAUAUCCACGACUGUCACUAAGUUUUCGUCUCAAGAGAAACAUUGGUUACUUCAUUUUGCAAACCUACAUGCCUUCCACACUGAUUACAAUUCUCUCCUGGGUGUCUUUUUGGAUCAACUACGAUGCAUCUGCAGCCAGAGUUGCACUAGGAAUCACCACUGUGCUGACAAUGACAACCAUCAGCACCCACCUCAGGGAGACCUUGCCAAAGAUCCCUUAUGUCAAAGCGAUUGAUAUUUACCUGAUGGGUUGCUUUGUGUUUGUGUUCCUGGCUCUGCUGGAAUAUGCCUUUGUAAAUUACAUCUUCUUUGGAAAAGGCCCUCAGAAGAAGGGAGCCAGCAAACAAGACCAGAGCGCCAAUGAGAAGAACAAACUGGAGAUGAAUAAAGUUCAGGUCGACGCGCACGGCAACAUUCUGCUCAGCACCCUGGAAAUCCGGAACGAGACGAGCGGCUCGGAGGUGCUGACGGGCGUGAGCGAGCCCAAGGCCACCAGCAUGUACUCGUACGACAGCGCCAGCAUCCAGUACCGCAAGCCGCUGAGCAGCCGCGAGGGCUACGGGCGCGCGCUGGACCGGCACGGCGCGCACAGCAAGGGGCGCAUCCGCCGGCGCGCCUCGCAGCUCAAAGUCAAAAUCCCCGACUUGACUGAUGUGAAUUCCAUAGACAAGUGGUCCCGAAUGUUCUUCCCCAUCACCUUUUCUCUUUUUAACGUCGUUUAUUGGCUUUACUACGUACACUAAGGUCUGUCCUCAUGGUCCUCUUGAUUCUUAACCCCACAGGCGCCCCCACCUCCGUGCCCCCCCCCAGCACCCCCACUCCCGCCCCCGCCCAGCAGCAGCGAUCCUGCUGUUUUUUGAGGUAAGAGAUUCAGCCAUCCAAUCGGUUUUAGGCCUUGCAUUAUCAAUUUUAUUACUGCACCAUGUUUACUUCCAAAAACAAAACACCCACCCACCCACCCACAUACACACACACCAAAAACUCUGUUUUUUUUCCAGUCUACUGUGGUCCAGGUUAUCCGCUCUUUCAGAGCUCUAGUAAUUGCCAUGUUUACAAACACACACACACACACACACACACACACACACACACAGAGGAGUUAGAUCUUUAGCAGUCCUCCCUACUUACCCUGGAUUUUACUGAUUUAUUUCUUAAAUGCUAUUGGAAAGAGGACCUAGCUCUGUGCGCGCACCGCUUCCUGGUAAACUGUAACAAUCUCAUGCUGCCAAAAAAACAACACAAUUUCCAGGAUCUCAGAAGAAAAAAACAAAGCCAUUGACAAGUUACAGAUUUCCAGGAAGAAGGGGGGAUAGAAGGAGCCUAGACAGGAAGGAAGGCUCCCCUCCAGGCUCAAGUCUCCAAAACUCCCUUGUAGAAGGGGUCCCGGCUCCACGGGAGAGGAGGGAGGGAUUGACCAGGGCGGAGGAGUUUGAGCCCCAAAAAUCUGCCAUCCUCACCGCACCGUUAAACUGGAUAUUCUGGGGGAAAACAAAAACAAAAACAAAAAACGCUUCCUUCUCCGACUUGCAAGCGGAUUUCAAAUUAGCACUAGAAUCCAUCCUGGUGGCCAUUGAGAACAUUUUUCUUUUGUUGAGAAUAAGGAAUCUGGGGCAAUGGUGAUUUCCUUAACUAUUCAAAUGAGCAGCCUUGAACUCAUUUUAUCGCCUCUGUGCCCUGAAGCCAUGCCUGUGAAUGUCCCCUGUCCCUGCUCCAGAGAGUAAGGGACGAGAAUGGAGAAGGAGGGCUUCCAUAAUGGGAGAGUGAGCAUUUUUUUUGCUUGGGAAAAAAAAAAAUUUUUUUUGUCCUUUCCAUGAGGAAGGCAAGUCUUAUGUGCUGUGAAAAGGGUGCCUGGGCAGUUACCUAAACUGCCAAAUCUUCAAUCAAAUAGUAUAUAUUUCUUAGCCUUCCAGAGAGCAGCACCUAAUGGUGACAGGUCUUGUUGGACAGGCCUCAGCGAGCACCUUACGGCUCUGCUCUCUGAGCUCUGCAUUCCAAAGUAUGAAAUGAACGCUUCAGGAAAUGCACAUACACCCACUUUGCUGCCCUUCUCCUCUGAGGCCAGAUUUCUAUUUUUUAAAGAAAAACUUCAAAAGAGGAAAACCACAGAUAACAACAACAACGACAGAAUCCCUGGGCCUUCAAACAUGCAUACCAGCCCCUAAAACAUACAACGUGUCCAGACUCGUGAAUCAUUGUCAUUGCUGCUCUGCCUUAUCUCUGCUCAUGGGUUACCGUAGUCACGAGUCGCUGAAGGGGCAUCCCUCAUAGGCCCAACACACACUCCUAAACGUGUCCAACCAGCUACACUGGGGUUUAUCCCAUUUUAUGUCAUUAAAACCUCUUUUUUUUCCCCAGUCUAGAGAGUAGCUAAGAAUUCUCUAUGUUCAUUUGCAAGGUUGAGUGAGACCCUAAAAUGACCAACCAGUGAUGGAGGCAAUUUGUUUGGAAUCUGAUCUCUGGAUGUCAAGUAAGGGUUGAGGAUGAUUGCAUCAUUUGAUGAUCUGGCUUUCUCCCUAAGGCUGGGAUGAGGGUCUAUGUUUACAAAAGCAUCAGCUGCUAGAAAUUAUAGUCUUACUUGGAAAGAUAAGGCCAAAUUCCUGCUGAUAACCCCAAGGGGACAGAGCAUUGAGAUACUCUUUUCAGAAAGCAACAAGAAAAGACAACCCCCAAAUAAAUGAAUGGUUAUGGCUGCAGAUAAUACACAUUAAUAAGAAUAUAAAAACUGUGCUUUUACUGCAAAAAUUAUCUCAAUGGUUUCAUUAGAAAUUAGUAGAGUCUGGGGACCAAAUUCUCAUUUAGGGUUAUAGUUUGCAGAAUCACAGUGCCCUGGUCAAGAGAAUCUCCAGCCUCCGGGGAUGAAGAGAUCCAUUCUGCAACUGACUAGUUCUUGGCCGGGAAAGAUGCUUUGCCAUCAAGAAAUGCCCAAAGAGAAUGGAAUAUGACCAUAUUGGGAGGUUAAUAUUCCCAAUGACCAUCCAGGAACCAUUGCAUAUUUAAACACAGGAAGGGAGAUUGUUGGCCAUUGCCCAACAGGAAUGAAUCCUUCUGGUGUCAAAACUCUUUAAAAAGAUUUUAAGGAUGAAAUGCUAAAUAAGAAAGGAAGUGUCUAUAAUCUAUGUUCCGUAACAAAAAAACAGUUUUUUCUUUAUUCAUCUAUUUAGAUCGUCCUCCUUGGAAAAGACUGAGGUAAUUUUAAUUUUAUGAUUUUUUUUAAUCCUGCCUUCCAAGUCUUAAGGAAUUUGAUGCUUAUAGUUGAAAGGUAAAGCACCUCUGAGAAAAAGAGAACAUUUAAAAAAUUCUUAUAUCUUAACCUUUGUAAAAUGAAAGAUUAGCGAACCUGAAUCUACAUCGGGCACAAAAUAGUGUCACUGUUUGUCCUCCUGGGCUAUAGAGGGGACACAGGAUGGUGCAAAUAGCUAUUUGCUAUUUGCAAAUUAAAUAGCUAUUUGCUAUUUCCUAUUAAAUAGCUUUGAGUUUAGAGGCAAUGGGAGCCUGAAAAAUGGACAAGCUGACAUAUUUCUGGUUUAUGACCUCUGUCCCCACUUCCUUCUUCUGGACACCUCCCAGCCAAAUUCCCUCCUCCUCGACCCCCACCCACACUCCCUCUGGAGUUAACAGUCCAUGGAAAAAAUUCCUUCCUUCCCUACCUCUCUCUCUUGUCUUGCUCUAAAUGAUGUACAUAAAAGUUGUUAGACAUUCCUAAGUGCCCUCACACUGGUCCCCAUUCCUGAAAGAUACAGAUCAAGACAUUAUCAAGGGGUCACCAUCUAGGUAUUCCUGGGUUGUUUUCUUUUUGCCAUGAAAAUAGCCAUACUCUCCUGCAUUACUGAGUGGCAGCAGAAGCAGAAGACUGCGUAGACUCACUCUCCUAUGCCCCAGUCAUGUCCAGGGGACCCCACGUCCACAGUUCAUAAAGUGGCACAUAAGCUGUGUCAUAGAUGUAGCCUGUGUAGACCCAGCAGAAACCCCAUCUUUCAUUUGACAAUGUGACUACGCACUCAUUUUUCCCACUCAUGUUCCUUGGCUUCACAUAUCAGGGGUGACCUAUGUUAUGCUUAACAGCUUUGUGAGGCAGACCCAGGUAAAGGCACACUCAGAGGUAAAUUACCCAGGAUGAUUGCCUCCAUACUCUGUACUGCCAAACAGAAACAGCAGACUGGUUGGUGAUUCUGCCGGCUAAAUGAUACGUGUUCCCAUAUCAUAUAUGCCAUCUUUAUUGUGCAUUAUAAGCAACGAAAGAUCCUGAAAAUGCAAAGAGAAAAAUGUGGUGCAGAGAAUAAAGUUUGGUGUAUGGAUCCAAGGAUAGACUUUCCUUAAGCAAACAUUACAUACAAUAUACAGAAAUGUUGACUAAAUUCCAUCUUUCCAAAAUCAAUGACUCCUUUAUAAAUAUUCAUUUAUGAAAGAACUCAGUUAAAAUUUGCCAAGUUAAACAAACAAACAAAAAAUAUUUAUAAUGCUAGAAGGAGACAACCUCCAAGAUUUCUUACAUGGACAAUUUUGAAUAGUGUCUCACCAAAGGGUGAUGUGCCCCUAAUUUUUUUUUCCUAAACAAAAUGUAAUUCUAUAUCCCAGGAGGGAGGAAAAAAGAAUGUACCAUUAUUUGUUCGUGUUGGUUCAAUCAGCGAUUACUGGGAUGAGAAAGAAUAAUGAACACGUUAUCUCAGUUUCCUGAAAGCGAACAAAGGUAAACUUGUGAACAGAAUGUAGAAUAAUAUUAUGUAAACUUCCUUGUAAAUUCUGUACAUAGUUCAUUGACUUGUUCCCUGUUGCGUGGUGGUCUUCGGCUUUGGGUGGGUGUUUGAACAAUCUGAGCAUUGUAAAUAAUGUCAGCUUCUAAGGCACUUGCUUUUAUUCACGAAGUGAAGCAACUAGUGAUUUGGGCCCAAACCAGAAUCUCUUUCGCUCUUGCUGUUUCUCUGCCAUUUUGUGUGUGUGGUUGUGUGACUCUGCCAGGCAUCUCUCUGCCCCCUGCCUCGUGCCCCCACCCCGCAGAAAGGAACAGUAGCCGCAGACACGGCUGCGCUCUGGUGGGGUAUGGGAAUGGUGCGCCAGCAGAGACAGGAACCGUAGCGAACUGCUUCUGGAACCGUGUCAUGAAAAGUAGAUGUGUUUGUAUCAGUCCUUCGUGGCUAUUCAUAUAUCGAAAUACCAAAUUUUCCACGCUAUUGAGGGGUCAGGAAUGGAAGAGAUGUUCAAAAUCCACAGGUAAUCCAAAGCUUCCUUUGCACUGAUAGCUCCAGCUUUUAACUUUUUUUCCUUCCACAAUAUUUCCCAGAACUUUUAAUGAGAAUAGACGUGAAUGGAUGGGUCUGAUCAGGGCAAACACACAGUCAAAUGUCCAAAUGAUGGGAAGGAGAAAAGGAAGAGACAGCAAAUGACACUGAAACACCAACUGGCUAAUGAAUCCCUCAAAAAUGCAGAGGUAACUAUGUUACUGCUUCUAAAAGGUAAAGAGAGAGAUCGGCAAUUAAAGCAAGUAUUUUUCAACUGGGGGCCCAGGGUUGUGUUUGAUAUGUGUUAGUUAAACUUAGAAUCUGGUAAUUAAAUAUUUUCACAUAUAUUUCUCCCAAGUCCUGAUAUUCUUGCAAAAGACGUCAGAAGGCUGGGACAUUCAGGCAUACGCUGUGUUUUCAUGCCAGCUGGCAGUCCCAGAGAAGGUGAUGGAGUCUGCAGAAAUUCAGAAUAUCUCAGCAAGCCAGGACAUAGAUUGGUUUUUUAGAAACAUUUUUAGAAUGAACCGUGUCUUUCUUGGAGCUAAGAACUUGGCAAGACAGGACUUUUUGUACCAGGAUUUCAUGUACCCGGAGAAUCAUUUUGGUUUCAAAAUGUGUCAACCAAUGUCCAUCAGUAAUAAAAUAAGAAAAAGUGUCCUAUAGAAACUAACAAGGUCAGUCAAUUUGUAGAUCCAGAAUACACUGUGCUUUUACUCUAAUCAUGUUUUUUCUAUAUAACAGAAAUCAACUAAACUGACAGAAAAUUGUUAAAAGUUAUAAUUUCACAAGCCACAUUUGAAAGGAAACCUUUGGUAAGAGAAGAACUGCAAACCAGAAAAUAUUAAGUUCCUAAAAGGGUAAGAAUAAAGAGUUUUGAGUUUA